CGCCAGCUUCCGCCGUUACUUCCCACGCGACUUCCUGCGGAGAACAUGGCGGCACUGAGCGGUGUCCGCUGGUUGACCCGAGCGCUGGUCUCCGCCGGGAACCCUGGGGCAUGGAGAGGUCUGAGUACCUCGGCCGCGGCGCACGCUGCAUCGCGCAGUCAGGUAUGCACGAAUCUGGCCAGGGUCUCGCUCACGACCCUGUCCCUUCCUCGCUGCCCUCUCCCCUGGCUUUCCCCCACCCCUCCCGGGUUUCCCCACUUCCCUACUCCCAGGAUCACUGCUCCCGUCCCAGCCCUAUCUUUGCUUCUCCGCACUUCCCCCAUUCAGGCCGAGGACGUGAGGGUGGAGGGCUCCUUUCCCGUGACCAUGCUGCCGGGAGACGGUGUAGGGCCUGAGCUGAUGCACGCCGUCAAGGAGGUGUUCAAGGCUGCCGCUGUCCCGGUGGAGUUCCAGGAGCACCACCUGAGUGAGGUGCAGAAUAUGGCAUCCGAGGAGAAGCUGGAACAGGUGCUGAGUUCCAUGAAGGAGAACAAAGUGGCCAUUAUUGGAAAGAUCCAUACCCCAAUGGAGUAUAAGGGGGAGCUAGCCUCCUAUGAUAUGCGACUGAGGCGUAAGUUGGACUUAUUUGCCAACGUAGUCCAUGUGAAGUCACUUCCUGGCUAUAUGACUCGGCACAACAAUCUAGACCUGGUGAUCAUUAGGGAGCAGACAGAAGGGGAGUACAGCUCUCUGGAACAUGAGAGUGCAAGGGGUGUGAUUGAGUGCUUGAAGAUUGUCACACGAGCCAAGUCUCAGCGGAUUGCAAAGUUCGCCUUUGACUAUGCCACCAAGAAGGGGCGGGGCAAGGUCACUGCUGUCCACAAGGCCAACAUCAUGAAACUUGGGGAUGGGUUGUUCCUGCAGUGCUGUGAGGAAGUUGCUGAACUGUACCCCAAAAUCAAAUUUGAGACAAUGAUCAUAGACAACUGCUGCAUGCAGCUGGUGCAGAAUCCUUACCAGUUUGAUGUGCUUGUGAUGCCCAAUCUCUAUGGGAACAUUAUUGACAAUCUGGCUGCUGGCCUUGUUGGGGGAGCUGGUGUGGUCCCUGGUGAGAGCUAUAGUGCAGAGUAUGCAGUCUUUGAGACGGGUGCCCGGCACCCAUUUGCCCAGGCAGUGGGCAGGAAUAUAGCCAAUCCCACGGCCAUGUUGUUGUCGGCUUCCAACAUGCUGCGGCAUCUCAAUCUCGAGUAUCACUCCAGCAUGAUUGCAGAUGCGGUGAAGAAGGUGAUCAAAGUUGGCAAGGUGCGGACUCGAGACAUGGGCGGCUACAGCACCACAACCGACUUCAUCAAGUCUGUCAUCGGUCACCUGCACCCCCAUGGGAGCUAGAGCCCUUUAUUUCAAGGACCACACUCCCCAUACCGUUCAGUGCAGUGGACCAGAAGAGACUUUGCGCCUCUAGGCAGUGUACCAUGGUCACCUUACUGGGCAGGGCCUAGGUUGUCCUUGGGCUGGCUUCCUUAGGGAACAGACUGCUGGGUGGUGAUGGGGAUUUUGUUGGGAUGGAGCCCAGGCCACAUGGAUGAUGAUGAUUCUCCCCCACAGGUUCGAACCUCUGACAUGGGUGGCUAUGCUACUUGCCAUGACUUCACUGAGGCUGUCAUUGCUGCCUUGCCUCACUCAUAGGCCCUGUCCAUACCCAUCUAAGGUGUUCAAUAAAAAGCAUGAACCAA
This is a messenger RNA of Saimiri boliviensis boliviensis (Bolivian squirrel monkey), 1712 nucleotides long. Lineage: Eukaryota; Metazoa; Chordata; Mammalia; Primates; Cebidae. The record is from RefSeq and is a predicted model, not a curated record.